AUGACUGCCCAUCUUGCACUCUCCAUCCUGACCGUCCUGGCCGUUGCUGUGCGCGCCGCCGCCGACGACGACUGCACCUCGACACUGCGCAUCACGCAGACCAUGUUCGCCACGCCGCCGUACUGGCCGCAGUGCGUGUUCGACCCGACGAUGCGCUGGUACCCGGCGACGGAGACGGCGACGACGGCCGUCGACUGCGGCGGGUGCGCCCAUCUCCGCGUCCGCACCGUGCCCGUCGUCUACUGCCCGUUUAUGCACGCGACGGCCGAGACGACCGAGACGACGCCGCGCGCCGUGCAUGAGACUGUCUGCUUGCCGACGCCGCUUGAGACCUCGACAGACUUUCUCCAAGGCUGCAUAUUGACUCAGAUCUCCAAGCCAACCCCAACAGCUACCGAGACCACCUGCCCUUCUCUCCCCUCCUACCCGCAUACAUACCGUUAUACUUGCACCUUCGACCCAACCAACAAGAUGCGUUUCACCACCCGCGCCCUCGCCCUCCUCACCGCCGCCGGCAGCACCGUCCUCGCCAAGCCCAUCGCCGACGACACCGCCAAGGGACCGCCGCAGUGCACCAUGAUGGUUCCCACCUUUGCGCCCUUUGACGUGAGCCCUACGCAGCGCGUCUGGACCACGACCGACACCGUCACCAGUGCCGUCGAGUGCGGCCACUGCACCGCCGCCCAGUUUCAGUACAUGGAUGGCCACGGGCCCGUCGUCUUCCGCACCACGACCGUCACCGAGGCGACGCCCACGACCGUCAUCACGCUGGUGUGCAGUAUCGAUUCGUGA
Molecule: messenger RNA, 792 nt
Organism: Cordyceps militaris CM01
Lineage: Eukaryota; Fungi; Ascomycota; Sordariomycetes; Hypocreales; Cordycipitaceae
Exons: 2
Coding region: 1-792 (263 amino acids)
Source: RefSeq, a predicted model, not a curated record